This is a messenger RNA of Striga asiatica, 1351 nucleotides long. The record is from the annotation of a GenBank genome assembly. NCBI's taxonomy places the organism in Eukaryota, Viridiplantae, Streptophyta, Magnoliopsida, Lamiales, Orobanchaceae.
CCCCUCAGAUGCAGCUCCACCGCUUCCUUCCGCCACCAAACCCUCACCUCGCCGCCGCCGGGAUACCUCCUUCCCCACAUCUCCGCCUCCGCGGCUCAGUCUCCUUUCGCUUCCAUUCGCAGCGAUGGAGACAUCAUAGGGCUGCUGCUGAAGGAGAGAAUCAUGUUCCUGGGGAACGAGAUUGAUGAUUUCGUCGCCGACGCCAUUGUCAGCCAGAUGCUUUUGUUGGAUGCUCAGAAUCCGAACAAGGAUAUCAGGCUAUUCAUCAAUUCCCCUGGUGGCACCCUCAGUUCCACAAUGGCCAUCUUUGACGUUUUGCGUCUCGUACGGUCUGAUGUCUCUACGAUUGCACUUGGCUCGUCAGCAUCAACAGCUUCCAUUAUCCUCGCUGGCGGCACAAAGGGCAAACGGUUCGCGAUGCCCAGCACGCGUAUAAUGAUCCACCAGCCACUCGGCAGUAUUAGCGGCCCAGCCUUCGAUGUCGAGGUCCAAGCUCGUGAGAUCACUCACAACAGGGAAAAUGUGAUCAGAAUUUAUUCUGAAAUCACUGGAAGACCGUACAAACAGGUGGAGGAAGAGAUUGAUAGGGAUAAAUACAUGUCUCCUAUUGAGGCUGUUGAGUAUGGCAUCAUAGAUGGAAUCAUUGAUAGGGACAGCAUUAUCCCACUUGUGCCCGUGCUUGAGGGAGUUAAGGCCUCCGCAUUUAAUAUUGAGGAGGUUAGUGAGGAUCCGAAAAAGUUGCCGACGCCAGAAAAUCCCUGAUGAUGAUGAUGAGAGAUAUAUUAAUCGUUCAAGUUUAUUAUUACAGACGUAUUUACAUGCGACUGCUGGAUAUAAGUUGUUCGCGUCAAGACCUUACGUGAACGCCAGGGUGGAUUUUCGUUGCUUGUUGCCUGUAACAUAUUACAUGUGACUGCUGGACAGAGUGCAAAGUUGCUAGAUGCCUAAGCUUUAUUAAUGGUGGCUCGAGUUUUUUCAGUUUCGGUUUACAACCUCUUAAUUGUUGUUGCUAUUGGGUUGAUGAAUUACAUGUUAUAAGUUGUAAGCUAAAUGCUACAAAAGCCUUACAUCUAGUCGAAUGGCAACUAAAAUCCUGUUAAUUCUGUCUUGUCGAUUACAGUAUUUUUUUUUUUCUUCUUUUAUUCCUUUGGCGAUUCUUUAUUGUAAUUGGUUCGAAUUCGACAUUUUAAUGCUAUGAGUAGAUUUUCAGGAACAGGCAAGCUAGCUGACCAGUCAUGCAUUUUAAAAAUGCUUAUUCAUGCUAUGAAAUGUCUUAAAUUUGUAACAAAGGGUGUUCAUGUAAUCGCGUUUAGAUUGCCUAACAGAUUAAAACGAACGGCAGGUUUUUCUA